Molecule: messenger RNA, 1332 nt
Organism: Effrenium voratum
Lineage: Eukaryota; Dinophyceae; Suessiales; Symbiodiniaceae
Source: the annotation of a GenBank genome assembly
AUGAUGAGGAAGGUGUGCAACUUCGUGGGCGAGAACUCCCGCUUUGGGCCCUUCAACCUGUCGGAGGUGUACCCUGCGCAUGGAGGUUUCACCUCUGUGACUCUGGAAUCCAUCCUCUUGGACAUCCUCAGCUUUCUCAAUACGAACCCCAAGGAGGUCGCCGUGCUGGGCCUCAACGACCUCUUUGAGAUUGAGAACCUCACCAGUUUCGGCGCGGCCGUCGCGCAGCUCGUGGAGCACCAAAGCCGCGUGCAGCUGAUCCGAGCAGAGGACUGGAUGCAGACGCUGGAGGCGCUGCAGUCCUCCAAUAGGCGCUUGGCGGUCUUCCUGAAGGACAAUUCCACCGAGGGGAUUCUUCCCUCCGACCAGUACCUGGUCGAGAAUUGGAAUGAUGAGAUCAUGGCGAGCGACGACUUUGAGCGCAUCAAGUCCUGGCUGGAGCAGGAUGCUACGCAGCACGCGGCGCUGCCGCGGCAAAAGUUCUACGCCUUCUCGGCUCAUCCGAGCAAGAACCCCAGCAGGACCACGGCCCAGCUGCUGAGUCAGGGCUCCGAGCCCAUGCUGAAGUUCCAGCGCCAGUGGUUCCAGGGCUAUUUCCCCGCUUUUGCGGAGCAGCUGGUCGAGUCCAACAGGUCUUUGGUCUUGAACGGCAUCAGUACAGAUUUUGUCGAGGAGAGCGGCGCCUUUAUGCUGGCCAUGCGCCUGCAAAACUUCUGCGCUUCUCGGCUCUGGACGGGAGGCCAGCUUUGCAAUCGAUACAACGUGGCAGAGUGCACACGGCGCUGCUCGGCGCUGAGCGCGGCGCUGGGCGCGGGGCUGGGGCUGCUGGCGGCCAAGCAGCUGGGCUUCCAGGCCAAGUUGGCUUACAAUGCCGCCUUCGUUUGCGGCGCUACUGCAGGCGCAGCCCUCGGCUCGGCGCGCUGGCUUUGGCAGGGCAAGGACGUGUCCUUCUGCGGCCGCCUGGUGCUGGGCGCCCUCAUGUGCGAGACUUUCCAGCAGGUGGUGCACAACAAGUUCUGCAACUUGCUUUUCCGAUGCAACUGCACCUGGGAGUGGGCUGGCGGCUGGGACAAUUGCAAUGUGCACAACGCCACCGGCCCAAGAUGUCCAUGGUGCGUUGCUCGUCAGUCCAUUUCUUGGACAACGGACUGCUUGCCGCUGGCGCUCAUGCUGCUGACCUUUGCAGAGGCAAACUGCCGGGGCUGGCCCUGGCUCUUGCAGUUGCUGCUGCCUGUACUAAGCUUUCUGCUGCUGGGCCAUUUGGCAAGCCGCUUCCUGCAAAAUGCCGCAUGCAAAGAUGUGGCGCAGUCGGCGAAAGGCAUCGCAUGCUGA